Prorocentrum cordatum is the source of this 2302-nucleotide messenger RNA. The record is from the annotation of a GenBank genome assembly. NCBI's taxonomy places the organism in Eukaryota, Dinophyceae, Prorocentrales, Prorocentraceae.
AUGAUCAAGCAUUGCGUCAUCCCCAACAAGGCGAAGACGAAUGUCUUUGUCAGCAUGGCGUUCGGGGGCGUCAAGAAGCUCUGCUUCCAGCACCCCAAGGUGGGGGUCAAGGAAUGGCAGUGCGCUUUCGAGCGCUUCGGCGGGAAGCAGUUUCGUGCGUUUUUCUUGCCGCCAGGCGUCAAGACGAGCACGAAGGUUAACGAGUUCUACAAUAUGUCAGACGAAGACAUAAAGGCGGGCUUCGACUACAUCCCGAAGAACGCGCCCCGCUCCACGGCCGACCUGAGGCAAUUGGCAUGGCAGACGAAGGCGCUGCGCAAAGGCGCCCCCCUCCACGGCUGGCCCGUCGCCCUGGCGGCGAAGGCGCUGAGCGGGAUCGCGGCGGAGGGCUCGCUCGCGAAGGAGGCCGGGUGGCACAUCACCCGGACGGAGGAACACUUCAAGCCGUGGGUGCUCGACGUCAUAGCAGAAAUCAUGGACCCGCUCGGCUCCCUCGUGCUCAUUGGGGAGCCGAAUUUCGGGAAGACGCCCCUGGGGCGGUCGUGCCUCUUCGCGCUCUGCCGCCGCAGCGCCCGCAUCCACCAAUUAGACCUCGAUUCUGCGUGCGUCCGUGCGACGCCCGAGAUCAACUUCCUGCGCGGGGAGCCUGGUUCUCUCACCACGGGCGACCUCUUGGAUGAUGGCUCCCUCAACCAGCUGCCCUCGAAAAUGGCCGAGGCCUUGCUGGACGUCGGCCAGUUCGAGUACAUGCGCUGGGCGCGGUGGGGGGCUACCAGGUGGGUGAAGGGCGAGCCGCGCGCCAUCGCGGACCAGGUGCACGACCCUGAGGCAGUAAAACAUGACUCUUGGCCGUCCGUCAAGUUCCAGGACUUCUUCAACCUCGUCAGGCCAGCCUUCCACGAGAAGGCUACUCGCGCUUGUGUGAUGGCAUUCAUGAAGCGCGGUGGCUUCUUCGUGAACACUAAGACCCACGCAUACUGGCGCGCCCCAGGGACUGAUGAGGCCGACGUCCAGCGCAAGUCGAUCUGCAGCUCGGCGGGGGACCUCACGCCGCCGCCGAACAAGGACGCGCCGCUGCAGAAGGAGCGGGCCUUUGUGGAGAACGCCUUCAGGCUGGACAUGGAGCUCUCUCAGCUGAUGGACGAGAACGACGCGGCGGCAUCCAUUCGCACGCCCUCUCCCGCGGAGGAGGCGGAGUUCGACCUGGGUAUAGCCAGGAUUGUGCUAGGCGACGCGAACUACUUCGUAGGUACGGUCCCAAGCGACGGGGCGGUCGGCUCGCAGGAUGUCCAGGACCUACGCCGGUUCCGACGGGAACAGCACCAGCUGAAUUGUGGCAUAUGCUUCUCUUUCCCAGGUGGCGUGUGCAGGCUCGCCACGGUCUCGGGUGCGCUGAUCAGCCCGCCCAGCGGAUCGGGAUCGGGAGACGUGCUGAUGCCCUCCUGGUUCAAGCAGCCAGGCAAGAGGGGGGCGGAGAUCGAGGGGGGCGGCGGCGGCAAGAAGGGCGGGGUGGGCGACCGCUCCAACCACAGCGGCGGGGGCAACAAGCAGGAGCGGCUCCAGCAGGCGACGAGCAAGCUCGUCCUCGUGAUGUCCCGCGAGCUCGCCGACCUGUCGUCCGCCGUGUUUCUCAAGUACGAGGUGCUGGCGUCGGGCGGCCUAGUGGCGGCGUGCCAGCAGGCGGGGCGCGAGUACGACCAGGAGUCGAAGGAGCUCAGGGAGAAGACCAAGAGCGGCGAGAAGGUGGACUUCCGCAAGAGGGGCCCACCACAUGUGUCCAUCGUCAUGGGCGCGGCAUACUACGGAGCGGCGUUCACGCCGUCGGCGGGCCCCCAGCAGCACGAGCAGGAGGAGCUCAAGAAGAGGAUGGUGGAGAUGUGGGGGAUCAUCAGGCAGGGAGAGAUGCUGACGGUGGCGAAGGCGUGCCCGUACUUUCGGUUGAGGAUCUUUCGCAAGGAGGAGGGCACCCCCCAGAAAGGGGUUAUCUAUAUGACGUUCCAUCGGGAUGUAGAGCUGGGCCAGAUGAUGGCGACGCUCUUCGAAAAGCUCGUGAUCGCGGAGGGGGGGGUGUACCUUCCAGGGCCAGCCCCGAGGGGGCCACUGGAUCGAGAAGUAUCAUCACUGAUCGGGAGCGAUCGCAAGUAGGCCGAAUGCAAUCUAGUCUCAGAUUCCAGCAGCUCGUAGCUAGAGGUAUUGUGAAUCAGAAUGCCCCCCUCGAGGCCUUGCGGGCCCGUUCCGUGGGGGCGAAUGCACGCGCAGUGCCCAGCUACAGUCAGCCAGAGCUGCCAACAGUACCAGUCGU